This is a messenger RNA of Nezara viridula (southern green stink bug), 2471 nucleotides long. The record is from the annotation of a GenBank genome assembly. NCBI's taxonomy places the organism in Eukaryota, Metazoa, Arthropoda, Insecta, Hemiptera, Pentatomidae.
GCCGUAGUGGGUGGCUGACCUCCAGAGCUGCGUGGAUUCAGUCAGUCCGCGGUGAGAUGUCGGUUAGGUAUGUUCUUCUCGCCGUCUGUGUCUGCCUUGUGCACGCUCACAUCAAGCAGCAUCGGCUCAAAGUUAGGACAGAUACAUUUAAUGGUACCUUAGCGGACUGCAACAAACAAGAAGAAGAAACCUCCGAGUUCCCCGAAGAUUUGUUCACCCUCCAGCAAAGGAGGAACGGUGCAAUUAUUCUUCACAUACUAUGCGGAAUCUACUGUUUUGUCAUAAUAGCUUACGUCUGCAAUGACUACUUUUUGCCAUCUAUGGACUGCAUUUGCCAGGACCUAAACCUGUCGAAAGAUAUCGCAGGAGCGACAUUCAUGGCCUUUGCUACAUCGGCUCCAGAACUUUUCGUCAACAUCAUCGGAACAUUUUUGACACAGUCUGAUCUUGGGAUCGGUACAGUGGUUGGCUCGGCGGUCUUCAAUACUCUCGGAGUUGCUGCUUGUGGAGGCCUGGCUGCAAGAGCGAUUAUACCAUUGGAGGUCUGGCCAUUAGCAAGAGAUUGUGGGAUUUAUAUGUUUGUAAUUACUGUUCUCACUUUGAUCUUAUGGGAUGAAAAAAUUGAAUGGUUUGAAGCACUAACGCUUCUGUUACUAUACGUUGUCUAUUGCUUUGCGUUAUUUUGUCAACAAAGACUUCACAAAGCAGCAAAAAAAAUACUCAGGACAAAAAACUCGUUCAACAGUCAAGUUUCGACAGUUGCUUUAUCCUGCAACAAUGAUUUGCCUGGAACGUAUACACCAUUUCAUCACCAUGGCGAAGUGAUCGGUUGGGAAAAGAGGCCAUCAGUGAUAGUGAAACCUGAUGAGAUCAAAUCAGUAGAAGUAACUGUAGAAGUACGUGCUUGCUCUCCACCUGCACAUUUGUUAUCCAAAAUAUGGUGGAUGAUCUCUUGGCCAGUUGCAGCAAUGCUAUACGUUACUCUGCCUGAUUGUAGAAUUUACAGAAAACUUUAUCCAGGAACCUUCCUCAUGUCUGUCGUAUGGAUCGGGGUGGCAUCAUAUAUAAUUAGUUGGAUGAUGACUACUAUAGGUGACACAUUAGGAGUGAGUGACGCUGUUAUGGGACUAACCCUUGUUGCUAUUGGUGGAUCUAUUCCAGAAGCUAGUACAAGUGUCAUCAAUGCAAGACUUGGAAUCGGUUCAAUGACGAUAUCAAAUGCUUUGGGAGGAAACACCCUGGAUAUUUUGUUAUCUCUUGGUUUACCUUGGUUUAUAAAAACCUUGUUACCAGCAGAUCUCGGAGGUGGCCCUGUGAAAAUAGAAUCACGAUCAGUUGUGUAUAACAAUGCAGCGCAAUUGGCAUGUGUAGCCCUCCUCUUCGUCUCUGCUGCCUUUAAUAAAUUUAAAAUGGAUAAGCGGUUAGGUUGGACGUGCCUUGUAUUUUAUAGCCUUUUUAUUGCAUUUAUUGUGACUGUUGAACUUGAUCCUUUUGGAUUCAAUCCUGUAAAAUGCACAGUUUAAGAAAUAGGCAAGUGUAAUAUUUAUUUUUAUUGCAAAUCAGUAUUUUCAACUGAUGUAAUGUGCUCUUCAUACGAAUUAAAGUAUUUAUUUUGUACAUUUAAUAUUAAUUUGGCAUCGUUAUUAGUUAAUUACAGAUACGUAAAAGUUUAAGAAGAAAAAAGUAUACAGCUUCAUUGAAUGUUCUCAUACUAAAUUAUUUUGUACCUGAGGAUAUUUUUAGUACAAGAUUAUAUUUAGAAAAGUAUCUUACACCCCUUGUGUGACAAAAGAUAUUUAAAUUGAGAUACAUUCAAAACUUUAUUAUUAGAAAAUUAAAGAGAUUUGUUUGUUCAUUGUAAAAAUAGGUUAAGAUUUAAUUGAACUAAUUUAUUGCUGUACUAAACUGUGAUUAUAGAAACAGAUAUUUUAAUGAGAAAUAGUUAGAAGAAAAUAGGUGUUAAUCCCUUUGUUUUAGUGAAUUGGAUUGUUAUUUUACACAAUCUUGAUUGAGAUUUAGGGAUUUCAGUUUGACUUAGUUUAACAUAAAUGAGUGGGGCUAAAUUGGUUUCCAGAACUGUAUGUUAUCGUAAUUAUUAUUUAAUUUAUAUUACUUUUAAAUAUUUAUUUUUGUCUCUGUUUUAAACUUAGAGUAUUUUUCCCUAAAAGGAAUUGAUUAAAAAUGAUCAGUUAUUUAGAACUGCAUAAGUGACAAUUCUUAAUUAAAGCAAAUAGUGUUUAUGAAAUUUUAAUUUUACUUAAUUUAUUGAAGAAAUAAAUAUGUUCUUCAAACCUUUGAGUAUUAAAAUAAAAUAUGUUUAAGGGCUGACAAGCCUACCUCACUCUUAGUUUCAAAAAUUGAUCUUUUUGAAGAUUGAUAGAUAGAUAUUAGAUGAUGAAUCUAACCUGAUAAUUUUUAAGUUCAAAUGAGUAAUUGUUUUGAUAGUGGAGUGUGUUUCCUUAUUCCUAUAA